AUGAUCGAGAACAUCCUCGCCAAUGUGACUGGCGGUGUCAGCCUGCCCGUGGAGUAUCCGGCUGCAGCGAGCCAAAACACCACCAGUGGUGAGAAGUUUGUGGUCGAUACGAACGCCCACGGACUCCGGCACUGUCCGCACCAGAAGUACGCUCUAUUUGGAUAUUCUCAAGGCGCAACUCUGAUACUCAAGGUCCUCCGCCAACUGAGUCCCUCGGCCCUUGAAUCAGUCAAAUCGGUUGUUCUUGUCGGCAACCCGUACCGUCUGCCCGGGAAGAUUUCCAAUGUGGACGCCACUGCCCAGCACGAUGAGAGAGCCUCGGUAGGCAUGUUUGCAGAGGAGGCUAUUGCCGAUAACAAGCCUAUUCCCCAGCUCUCAAAGGAUAUGGACCAGAGUGGUAAAGUGCUCGAUUAUUGCCUGGCUGAUGAUUUUGUUUGUUCGCCCAACCCCGCCUGUUCCUGCCAGAUCCCAGCCGGUCACCUGUCCUAUGGCCUCGUUGAUACCGUUCAGCCGACUGCUUUCGAGCACGCGGUUGGCCGACUCGGGAGCAUAUCUAAAUGA
Molecule: messenger RNA, 561 nt
Organism: Aspergillus udagawae
Lineage: Eukaryota; Fungi; Ascomycota; Eurotiomycetes; Eurotiales; Aspergillaceae
Exons: 2
Coding region: 1-561 (186 amino acids)
Molecular function (GO): hydrolase activity
Source: RefSeq, a predicted model, not a curated record